Lodderomyces jiufengensis is the source of this 972-nucleotide messenger RNA. RefSeq names its product putative dimethyladenosine transferase (gene DIM1). The record is from RefSeq and is a predicted model, not a curated record. Lineage: Eukaryota; Fungi; Ascomycota; Pichiomycetes; Serinales; Debaryomycetaceae. Gene Ontology annotation, cellular component: mitochondrial matrix. Bases 1 to 972 code for a protein of 323 amino acids. Gene Ontology annotation, molecular function: rRNA (adenine-N6,N6-)-dimethyltransferase activity. The transcript has a single exon. Gene Ontology annotation, biological process: rRNA methylation.
AUGGGAAAAGCACCAAAUAAAAAAUUCACAACCAAACCAAACCCAACUGGUAAUACAGUAGCAGCAGAUAAACACUUAAAUUCAGUUUUCAAAUUCAAUACCAAUUUAGGCCAACAUAUCUUAAAAAACCCUUUGGUGGCUCAAGGUAUAGUAGAUAAAGCACAAAUAAGACCAAGUGAUAUAGUUUUAGAAGUUGGUCCAGGUACAGGUAAUUUAACAGUACGAAUAUUAGAAAAAGCUCGUAAAGUAAUAGCAUCAGAAAUGGAUCCAAGAAUGGCUGCUGAAUUAACUAAAAGAGUUCAUGGUACACCACAAGAAAAAAAAUUAGAAAUUAUACUAGGAGAUUUUAUAAAAAUGGAUUUACCAUAUUUUGAUAUAUGUAUAUCAAAUACUCCUUAUCAAAUAUCAUCACCUUUAGUUUUCAAAUUAUUAAAUCAACCAAGACCACCUCGAGUAUCUAUACUAAUGUUUCAACGUGAAUUUGCAAUGAGAUUAGUUGCUAAACCAGGUGAUGAAUUAUAUUGUAGAUUAUCUGCAAAUGUUCAAAUGUGGGCUAAUGUAACUCAUAUAAUGAAAGUUGGUAAAAAUAAUUUUAGACCACCACCACAAGUUGAAUCUAGUGUUGUUAGAAUUGAAAUUAAAAAUCCAAGACCUAAUAUUGAUUUUAAUGAAUGGGAUGGACUUUUGAGGAUUGUAUUUGUUAGAAAAAAUAAAACAAUUGCUGCUGGUUUCAAAUCUUCUAAUGUUAUUGAUAUAUUAGAAAAAAAUUAUAAAACAUAUUUAUCAACACAAGAAAAUGGAGAUGGAAUGAAUAUUGAUUAUAAUUCAAAUUUAAAAGAUAUUAUAAAAGAAAAAAUUACUAAAGUAUUAACAGAAACUGGAUUUUCUGAUAAAAGAGCUGGGAAAUUAGAUCAAACUGAUUUUUUAAAAAUGUUAUAUGCAUUUCAUCAAGUUGGUAUACAUUUUGCUUAA